GACAGCGAGGAUGAGAAAAGUGACCAGGACUUGGUCGUCGAUGUUGCGAAUGAGGAUCCUCUUCCCCGAUUCCUCCCCAACGGGGAGCACUCGCGGGAGAAGAUGAACGGCGACGGCAGCGACAUUAAGAAGGAUCGGCCGAUGAGCCCUCGCAGCAACGCCAGCUCUAACUCCAGCACACCUUCAUCUAAACCUAUCAAAGAGAACGACAAGCCACCCACCCCCGUGUCGAAGUCUGCGACACCGACGAGUUCAGGUGGCGCCACCGCGGGCACCAGCAGCGGACUGAAGCCCGUGGGAAAGGCUCCGCCGCUAG
Molecule: messenger RNA, 316 nt
Organism: Priapulus caudatus
Lineage: Eukaryota; Metazoa; Priapulida; Priapulimorpha; Priapulimorphida; Priapulidae
Product: protein groucho-like
Biological process (GO): regulation of DNA-templated transcription; negative regulation of canonical Wnt signaling pathway
Cellular component (GO): nucleus; transcription regulator complex
Molecular function (GO): transcription corepressor activity
Source: RefSeq, a predicted model, not a curated record